AUGCCCAAUAGGCCUAUUCAGCUUGACUCUAUACCAAUCGAGAGGGCUGCUCCUUUUCACCUAAAGUGUCUGGCCAGCACACUGCACUCCCCGGCAUGCAGUCUCAAGGCUUCCAAGGGGCACCCUUCUCUAUGUGUAGCCUAUAGUGGCCAGGAGCAACAGCCGAUCCUCACAGAGAAGGUCGCCGUACGAGGGAUGAUAGUAGGAGUUCGUAGGGGACCCAAACUGGUCGAGGUGUCCAUUGACGAUGGUAGCGGGGAGUUACUCAGUUGUGUUCUUUGGGAGUCCUCAGCCGAGGCUUGGAGGCAACUCCCUGACGAGGCCACGGAGCUCCUAUGUAGAGUUGUGGGGGUGAAGGGACAUUUGAGGACAUUUCGGAACAAACUGCAGAUCAGGAUCACCUCACUAGAGGGUAUAUACGACUAUCUGCCGGACCAAGAGGCUCAGUGGUGGCUUGAUGUGGUGGAGGAGUGGGACCUUGUCCAGACUAGAAUCUUCGGUAUGCUAUUGUGUGCACACGAGAUAAGGGAAUUCAGGCGAGCCUUCGAGGCUAACUAUACGCGAUACCACGUGCCUUUUGAUGAGAAUGGGACCUCGAUACGGCUAUCGGGGAAAUGUGUAUCGAAGUGUGUAGCCGCGAUGGCCAUUGAGGAGUUGGUCACUAGUGGGGAGCUCUCUCGGGAUGAGGACGGCACUCUGAAGGCCCACGACCUCCGCAGGGAGGCAUUGGAUAGUGUUCGCCAUUGGGUCGCCUCUGCUGAUGACACUCAGCCCCAGAAGGUCCCAUUUGGUGAAGUCGGUGGAGUGUUUUACCACUUCGAACAUGAUGAUCUCGUCCUGAGCCGAGACACCCCAACACCAGUGGACAACCUCAAGCGCCUCGACAGUGCCAUCCGGGCUAAAACGCUCACUCGAUCCUUCUUGGACAUUCGAACGCCCUUUGAGCUCACUAGAGUCACCAACGACGGCGAUGGUCUUCCCGAUGAGCCUACGGUGCAGGAGGCAUCUAAGGAGACCGCAAUCGAGACCUCCUCUGUUACUAGCAGCUCCUCUCAGUCUUCCUGGGGACUCGACGUGGACACCAGCAAUACAGUAACGGAGCUUUCUAUAAUGACCAGGUACCCAGAGUCGCCCAAGCUGGCAGCCGCGGGCAACCUUCAUGAACUAUUCCAGCACAUGUUCGAAGCCGUAGAUGAGGACAGCAUUGGCUCAUUAACCCACAGAGAGGUAGCCGAUAUACUGGAGGCUACUCUGGGUCCAAUGGAAGGGUUGAAACGGUGGGAUGUGAAGACCUUAUUGGCAGCAGCGGAGGAGGGUGAAGAUGGUAGAGUGUCUUACCAAGGCCUGGUCGACAACGUCACUACACUCGUGAGCAGCAUCAAGAAAAGAAGAGAGGAGAUAGCAGAGCGGGAAGGAUGCUCUACAGAUACUCUCGAGGAGGACGGGCCAGAGCUUGAUGAGAAUGACCAGUUGGCGAUGGGGACUUUCCGAGACAUGUUCGAACUGGUUGAGCAGUGUUUCGGUACUGAAAUAGAGACUACGGCUGCCCGGCUGCUGGACAUGUGCACAGAGUAUGUGACUGCGAAGAAUGCUUCGAUUGAAGAGAAAAACAAAAGUGAGAAGCCGGACCUAAGGAGGAAGGGGAAAGAAGCCACUGAGGAGAAGCCGCCACCUCAACAGCAGCAGCUCACUUUGAUGGUCCAUAGGAGUGAGCUCGGUGGUCUCCUGAGGAGUAGCGAGGGCCGGGAUAGGAUAUCACCACAGGAAGCGGUACUGUUGAUGCAAAUGAUCGACGAGGACGAAUCUGGUAUGAUGAAUUUGUCGAUUAUGAGGAAGCAUCCCACGAAGAAUGGCAACCAGGCAGCAGCCAGUCAGACCAACGUCGUGCAGAAACUCAUGCUUAAUGUACCAGAUGUUAUGAUAUCGGACUUGCACUGGAGGCUGCUGGUCAUACGAUCUGAGUGCCUACUAAAUGCCUCUGUCGAGAAGGACCCCGCUGCGAUCUAUCGGCAUCUCGUGGAUGUCCUCAAGGCUGGAGGGCCCACUUGGGAGAGGGCCAGUACGAAUGCUACGGGUGUUGAUCUACCACGUAGCGCCCCUCUAUGGCAACUACGAGGAGUGCUACUCUCUGCUAGGGCUCUAGCGUUGCCCAGGAUUGCCAUCAGGAUCCUCCUAAUGUCCCUCAAGACCAACCUUCAUGGGCUUGUGGAAAUCACAGACUUCCUUACCAACACGGUUUCCCUCGUCUCGUGGUUGUUCGAUACGGCCCCUGGGGGCGCCUUCUUUGUAGAAGCCGCUAAAGUGUCUCGUCUUCUCGAGGACGCCAAGGCUAAUGCUGAGGCUAAUGAGUUGAACAUGCUCAUGCAGUCAGCAGUGGCAGCUAAUGAGACUAAGGAUGACGAUGAGGAGCAACAAGGACCCCAAGGGGCGGUGGACAAGGACACUUGCGAGAAGCAAUUGGUCCAGUUGGUCACUUCUUACAUCUGGAAUGACCAUGGACGAGGCCCUGUCGAUGUAUGGCAUUUCCAGAGAGCUGUCAUGAGGCACACGGACAGUGCUGGAGGGCUCUCGAUAGCAGAGCUGAGGGGGAUGCUGGCGGAGGUCCCAUUCGACCUACAAACGAACAAAACGUUGAUACCACCAGUGGACCACAUCCGAGCCUGGGUACCACUCCACUAUCAGAUGAAGGAAACGGGCCUCUACUAUCAAGCUUUCCUACAGGGUAUGCACGCUCUCCAUACCCAGAUUAGUUUCCUCGUCUACCCGUAUUGGGAGCCUUUGACCAACUGUGUUGGAGAGACCCCAAGGGUCCGCAGUGGUCACACGGCGUGCAUCUACCGAUCGAGGUUCCUCUAUAUUUUCGGUGGCUUCGAUGGCCAGCAGUGCUUCGACGACCUCUACCAGCUGGACCUGCACAGCCUGGCCUGGUCCAAGAUCGAGGGCCAUGGCGACAAGCCCAGCGGACGGGCCUCCCACACUGCGGCCUCAGAUGAAUUGGCGGGGUCCAUGUUUGUCUUUGGUGGUAGCGGCUCCCACUUUGGGUACACCAACAAGUGUGACCUGUACGAGUUCGCCUAUGAUACGAGCACAUGGUCACUACUCUGCGAAGUUGGUAUAUCGACGGUCGCUUCCUCCCUGCGGCCCACCUCUGCCACCGAUGAAGGCCGUGUUAGUGUCCCUGUCAGGGAAGCUGCUGAAUCAGAGCCUCCACAAUGCAUGGUCCAGCAUAAGGAGCAGCUGUACAUAUGGGGAGGAACCCAUGGCACCAACUACCCGACCGACAUGCAUAGAUUUGACCUCAUAUCUAAACGGUGGUUCGGCGUGGCGAUGACAGGCGAGCAGCCAACUGGGAGGUACCGUCACCAAGCUCUGGUACGGAAUGACUGCAUGUAUGUCUUUGGGGGCUCGGGCACGGCGCGUUAUGGUGAUGUGUUCGAGUUCGAUCUAUGCACCAACACCUGGAAACGUCUGGUCUGCUCAGGGGCGGGCCACUUUCAACAGGGCAGAUACGCCCAUGCGGCUGUACUACAUGACUCGAAAGUGUUGGUCUAUGGUGGCAACGAUGGGCGAAGGACCAACGACCUCCUCAUCUUCGAUAUUGACACGCAGGAGUGGUCACAAGUGGACCAGAGCGGAGCCAUGUUACCUGUCCAUGCUCUGGCAGCCCCGCCCGGUCGGGACUUUCAUGCUGCCGUGACCACUGCCCGUCAGCCUGUCCUCUCGGCGUUGUCCGAUCGUGGUCCGGACAGUUGGUCCAGCCCUGGGAACAGCGUUGGUGAGGAACUCGAGGCCAUGGUCAUCUUUGGAGGCUCCUCCGGCCAUACAAGACACAACGAUGCCUCUCGGUUCGUCCUGUCUUCUGCCCCACCUGUGUGCACGUUGAGCUCGGACCUCGGGGACCGGUUCUUGAAGUGUCAGGCAGCUGUGGAUGGUGUUGGUCGUACCCUCAUUGGACUCUUCGAAGUGGCAGCUAGUAGCCAGCAGAAGCAUCCUGAGGGCCCGGUGUCCCCAACUAGCGCGGGCGAUUGCUAA
This is a messenger RNA of Perkinsus marinus ATCC 50983, 4032 nucleotides long. RefSeq names its product kelch repeat protein, putative. The record is from RefSeq and is a predicted model, not a curated record. The transcript has 30 exons. Gene Ontology annotation, molecular function: protein binding. NCBI's taxonomy places the organism in Eukaryota, Perkinsozoa, Perkinsida, Perkinsidae. The coding region runs from base 1 to 4032 and encodes 1343 amino acids. Gene Ontology annotation, cellular component: Golgi apparatus.